AGUCACCAGUUUCGAUCUGAGUCAGUGUGACUAUCUGUCUUUCUUUCUCCUCUGCAAUCUUGCAAUGGCACAAACACAAACCCAGAGACCCUGUUCAAGCAUCAUCGAUUCUCUGGGUGAAGAAAUCGUGAGAAUCAUCGCACCCGUUUCAAUAUGCAUGUUCUUGGUCGUUAUAUUGGUGUCAAUUCUGAACACCGAUUCUUCUCUCUUCGACGCAUCGAUGAGCAUGGUCGCCAUGGCCUAUACCGAGACAACCUCGGACUCCACCUGGGACAAAUUCCUUGGUGCCCUUUUGAACUCUCUGGCUUUCGUCGUCCUCGUCACCUUCGCAACCUUCAUCCUGGUUCUCCUCUUUUACUUCCGAUGCACCAGGUUUUUAAAACUCUAUAUGGCUUUCUCCACUUUCAUCGUGCUGGGGUUCCUCGGCGGCGAAGUCUCUCUGUUCUUGAUCCAACAGUUUAACACCCCCGUUGAUUGCAUUACGUUUUUCCUCUUGCUAUGUAAUUUCGCCGUUGUGGGUGUUUUGACCGUGUUUAUGUCAAAAAUGGCAAUUUUUGUGACGCAGGGGUAUUUGGUUAUUAUUGGAAUAUUGAUUGCUUAUUCGUUUACUAUGUUGCCUGAGUGGACCACCUGGGCCUUGCUUGUUGCUAUGGCGCUGUAUGAUGUUGCUGCAGUUUUGUUACCAAUUGGGCCGUUGAGGCUUUUGGUGGAGCUUGCAAUAUCAAGGGAUGAGGAAAUUCCCGCAUUGGUGUAUGAGGCUAGACCAGUGAACCAUGGUAAUUUGAGUCCUAGGGAUCUUGUGCAGAGGAGGCGGUUAUGGAGAGAAAGGAGGGUUGAUAAUUCAUAUCUUCAAACUGAUUCCAACUCAGCAUUGGGUCAUGGAUCCAGUGUUGAAUUUCCCUCCGGUUCUGACGGAAGCCCCAGCAAUAACUUAAACAUGGUUAUGGAGAAUGCCUCUAGAAAUGCAAAUCUAAUAGCUAAUAGUUCUGGUGGCUCUUAUGGUUGCAUAAGUUUGGUGAAUGCAGAAGAGGAACCAGUGCGCGUUCAUGAGACUGAUUCAGACCUUUCUGCGCCCUUGAUUGAUCGUGGAAUGAAUGUCCAGCACGGUAGGGGGGAAGAUGCUGUGCCAAGUGAGAAUUUGAUGCUAGAAGGAAUUGGAUUGGGUUCUUCUGGUUCAAUCAAGUUAGGGCUGGGAGAUUUUAUCUUCUACAGUGUUUUGGUUGGCAGGGCGGCAAUGUAUGAUUUUAUGACGGUAUAUGCAUGUUAUCUUGCUAUCAUUGCGGGUCUUGGCAUAACUUUGAUCCUUUUGGCUUUAUAUCAGAAGGCUUUGCCUGCUCUUCCUGUGUCAAUAGCACUGGGUGUGUUGUUUUAUUUCUUGACAAGGCUCCUACUUGAAGUAUUUGUAGUACAAUGUUCUUUAAAUCUCCUGUUGUUCUAAGGUUAGGAAUCUUAUUGUUUGGUUUGGUACUUUUGUACCGAACUUAUGACAUGACCACGAAUAUUAUUAGUUAAAAUCUUGGCUUCAUGCCCAUCUUUAGCUGUAAGGUUUUCAGGAAAUGUAUAUUUACUUUAUAGCAAUUCACUUUUGAUGCCUUUUUAUUUAGCUCUAAGGAUGUCUUGUGUAUCUUAUGGCGAAGGGAAAUGCAGAUGUGGGAAUCUAACCACCUACCCUCCCCCACCAUUGUGCUACUCAAACAUCAGGUGAGAGAUAUCAGUUGUGCUUAUAGGGUCGAAUUUUGAUACUUUUUUUUUAUUAAACCGUUUGUUGAUUUUGUUCUAUAAUUCCUUUCUUUUCUGGUUGGUGCUUAGAAAAAGCCUAGCUUACUGCAGAUUUAGGAUCUGUGACUGCAAGCAUUCCAUUCCUGAUAUCGAAAGUAGAAGAGGUGCCAAUUGUUUAUAACAUGCUUUAGCUACUGAAUUCCUAUCAGUGUCAAAAGAUGUCAUUGCUUGUCCAGCUAAUUGUGAAGCAUAGCAUUCAAUCACUCUAUUGAAACGCUUAAAUCCAAGUUUUUCUUUAAGCAAUAUAUAACUGUAAGUUUUUGUAGAUGAUAGAAAUUCACUUUCAAAAAAAUAAAAUAAAAUCUAUGGAAGCACUGAGCCAAAUAGAGUGAUUGAAUUGUAAUGCAGAGCCAAAUAAAGAAGAGGUAGGAAACCUUUGACUUGUAACUAUCUCCUUGUCUGAAAUGAAAAGGCAUGUGAUAUUUCUUAA
Vigna umbellata (rice bean) is the source of this 2209-nucleotide messenger RNA. It is a transcript of the gene PS2, whose product is annotated as Presenilin-2. Gene Ontology annotation, cellular component: membrane; gamma-secretase complex. NCBI's taxonomy places the organism in Eukaryota, Viridiplantae, Streptophyta, Magnoliopsida, Fabales, Fabaceae. Gene Ontology annotation, biological process: membrane protein ectodomain proteolysis; protein processing. Gene Ontology annotation, molecular function: aspartic endopeptidase activity, intramembrane cleaving. The record is from RefSeq and is a predicted model, not a curated record.